AUCGAUGUUGAAGUUUUUUUCAUUUCUUCCUGAAUAAACACUGGAGUUUGGACAGAAUUUCGAAGCUGAAAUUAACUUUAAUCUGGAUCAUUCAUCAACCGGAACUUUGCAAUUUUGGAUAUAUAAAUCAUUUUAAUAGACUCCGGGGAAAUCAAUUGAUUGUUAUAUCAUACCACAGGAAGUCAAGGAACGAAAUUACAAUGUCGGUCAUGAUCAUAUUCACAUAUUUGACUUUAAAAAAAUCUCUAACACAAAGUGUAGGAAAAUUAACUAUACGUGCACAGUCUACGCGGGCUCUCCUUAACACCAUGGCGGCAAAUUCACCAUUAAACUUGUAAAGUGUUUGAUUCUCCAAUAAAUGUCAAACAUAUUUCUCAAUGAUUACUUGGAUCUAUGAUUAGAUUGUUGAAGCCUUACUGUUUUCAAAGAUUGAAUUUUAAAUAGAGUGGAAUGGCUACCUGUGAAAUACUUAUUGUGUCAAAAAUGACUGCUUACUUUUUUAGUCAGUUAUGUGCAUCUUAUCGAGAGAAGAAUUCCAUCAAAUUUUGUACAUGAACUACAUUUAACUUGGUAAAAAUGUGUGAUAAGAAACAGAGGGCAAGGACUACAAUGUUGGAUUACUUUCAAAGAGAUUCACUCAAUGACCAGAGCAAAUGUGAUUCUUCCAAAAAGGAUGACAAAACAAGAAUUCUGAACAAAGGCACCCUGCAAUCAGAUAAAGGUUUCACCUCGAUUUGCUCAAAUGAGGUUGAGAAAGUAGAAUGUGACGUCAUCCCAUUAGAAAGGACGGGUGACGAAACUUCCCUUGAAGGAAAUGAUAAAAUGGGUGAUGAUAAAAACAUGGAUGUAGAUUAUAUGGCGAAUAAAACUGGCAAAGAAAUUAAUUCAGUAAACCAAGAAUUGCCUAGUUGUCUCGAUCAACGAAGUAGCGAUGGUAAGGUUAAGUGGUGUUUUGCUUGGAGGGGUCAAAAAAGAAAAAGAAAAACGAAUUUACAAAAAAUGAUUCAAAGAGGAGAAAGAAUUCUGUAUCAGAAGAGAGCAAAUUGAAUGAGCUAAAAGGUAGAAAGUGGAAUUAUACGCUGGAAAUGCUGGAUGAUCGCUCCUUUGACUUAGUUUUGCCUCCGGUCAUCGACUAUUCUGCAAAGUUCAAGAAAGAUGUGCAUUUGUGUUCUGCAAACUUUUCCGAAACACCACGACUUACGUUAGAAAAUAAAAGUUUUGAUGUUCAUGAAAGUAGCGCUGCCGUUGAUGCUCACGAAAGUAUUGUGGAUGUUGAUGAAAAUACCUCAAAUGUUGACGAAGGUACCGAUGAUAUUCACAACAAUACCAAUGAUUUUCCUAUGAAUACAGUGGAUGUUAAUGAAAGUAACGCUGCUAAUGUUUAUGAAAGUACUGCCUUUGCUGAUGUUCACCAAAAUACCGCUGAUGUUCCCAAGAGUACCAUUGAUUUUUAUGAAAGCACCAUUAGUGUUGAUGAAAGUACCACUGAUGUUCAUAAAAGUCCCAUUAGUGUUGAUGAAUGUGCUGUUGAUGUUGAUGAAGUUGAUAAAAGUACAGUUGAUGUUCUCAAAAGUACUGUUAAUGUUGAUGAAAGUGCCGCUGAUGUUCUCAAAAAUACCGCUGAUGUUCAUGAAAGUACCAUUUGUGUUGAUGAAAGUACUGUUGUUGUUCACAAAGUUGAUGAAAGUAACGCUGAUGUUCUCAAAAGUAACGCUGAUAUUCCCAAAAAUACCACUGAUGUUCAUGAAAGUACCAUUUGUGUUGAUGAAAGUACUGUUGUUGCUCAUGAAGUUGAUGAAAGUACCGCUGAUGUUCUCAAAAGUAUCAUUGAUGUUCAUGAAUGUGCUAUAAGUAUUGAUGAAAGUCCUGCUGAUGUUCCCAAAAGUACCAUUGACGCUCACGAAAGUACCAAAAGUGUUGAUGAAAGUACUGCUGAUGUUCCCAAAAUACCAUUGAUGUUCACGAAAGUACCUUAAGUGUUGAUAAAGUUACUGCUGAUGUUCCCAAAAGUACCAUUGAUGUUCAUGAAAGUACCAUUAGUGUUGAUGAAAGUACUGUUGUUGUUCAUGAAGGUGAUGAAAGUAACGCUGAUGUUCCCAAAAAUAUCA
Messenger RNA from Xenia sp. Carnegie-2017, 2108 nucleotides. RefSeq lists its product as uncharacterized. The transcript has 2 exons. NCBI's taxonomy places the organism in Eukaryota, Metazoa, Cnidaria, Anthozoa, Malacalcyonacea, Xeniidae. Bases 1086 to 1976 code for a protein of 296 amino acids. The record is from RefSeq and is a predicted model, not a curated record.